Messenger RNA from Spodoptera frugiperda (fall armyworm), 1580 nucleotides. RefSeq names its product protein disulfide-isomerase A6 homolog. The coding region runs from base 167 to 1114 and encodes 315 amino acids. Lineage: Eukaryota; Metazoa; Arthropoda; Insecta; Lepidoptera; Noctuidae. The record is from RefSeq and is a predicted model, not a curated record. The transcript has 6 exons.
AAGCAAAUGUCAAAUGUCAACUGACGUACUGGAUACGUGAUGAGUGAGACUUUCGAAGUUCUAUUUACUCAUUUUCAAGUUAGUUUAUGUUGAAAAAACCGAAUUAAGUUAACUAUCAAUUUCGUGAUACUUCUUUCAAAUCGUCCUAAAGAAUACUUUUCUAAAAAUGGAUCUCAAAAUAUGUUUCGUAGUUUUACUUUUUUCAUUCAUAAAACCAAGCAGCGAAACUUUACAAAGUGUGAGCGAUGAUGAUCUCCUUGAAUUAAUUAGGGAAAAAGAAAAACUUAUUGUCUUAUUUAGCAAACCAAACUGUGAUACAUGCAAGGAAUUGGAAAAUCAUGUUGAAAGUUUAGAAAAUGAUUUUAAAAAGGAAUUGAAUGCUGUGAGUGUUAAGGCAAUCAACAGUCAUUUGAGUAGACUGUAUAACCCGGCCAAGGACCCUGCACUAGUGUUCUUUAGACAUGGAGUGCCUUUGUUGUACAGCGGUGAAUCUGACGAGAAUGAAAUAUAUGGUUUCUUCGAGAAGAACCAGGCACCCGCAGUGAAAGAGUUGACAGAUAAAAUAUUUGAACACAUCACCCAAGCAGCCACUGGUGCGACUACUGGUGAUUGGUUUGUUAUGUUCUAUGGAGCUUCGUGUGUAGAGUGCCAGAGGUUACAUGCGGUUUGGGAGAGUGUAGGUGCAACUUUGAAAGGACGCAUCAAUGUAGCGCGCAUGGAUGCAAACUUGGCUGGUGUAAACACUGCAAAGAGGUUUAAUGUGAACAAACUACCAAGUUUCCUGUUCUUCCGUCUCGGCAAAGUGUACCGGUUCGAUUUACCCAAAAAAGAUGUGAAAUCUUUUGUCAUAUUUGCUCAAGACUGGUAUAAGAAUGCUAAAGCUGAACCUGUGCCAUUACUGGCAUCACCAUUUGACGAGUUAGUGGACUUAGCUGUCCAAAUGAUAAAAGUCAGUGUGGCAUUUACCUUGGACACCUUAACUGAGCAUCCAUGGAUCUGGCAAAUAGGAGUAGCCGGCUUUGGUCUGGUAGCCAUAACUGCUAUCAUAGCUUUAUGCAAAGCGGGAAAAUCAAGACCAUCGAAAGACUCAAAAAAAGAAAAGAAGAGUAAAUAAACUUCUGUAUAUUUUGUUCUAGAGCAACUCUAAAACUUAUUUUUUUUACGCAUUUAUGUUUUUAUUCAUACUUUUUUAUACAGUUUGCAUUUACUUGUGAUGUGAAUAUUGCUCGAUGAUAUUGGGUCUGAAUGAGUUAACUUGUUAAUACCUAUGUAGAUGUUUAUAUUUUAAUAAAAUUACAGAUAAUUGUAUGUAUAUCAGUGUUAAGAACACAUGUGCACUAUCUCUCAUAUCAAUACCAGUGUUUUAUCAGUGUAAUUAAAGACUUAAUGUAGGUGAUAUAAAAUAUUUUGUUAUUACAUAAUGAGAAACUGAAAACCAUUUAUUACGUCCAUUUUAUUGUUCUAUAAUUCCUAAUCUCUGGAAGUAUGGUUGUUAUGUUAUAAUGUAGAUCCAAUUAUUAAUGUUCAAAGGGUAGAGGAAAAGUAUUAUUAUAAAAAAUAAAAACAUAAUAUUGAGUUCA